Molecule: messenger RNA, 1533 nt
Organism: Phytophthora sojae
Lineage: Eukaryota; Oomycota; Peronosporomycetes; Peronosporales; Peronosporaceae
Exons: 2
Source: RefSeq, a predicted model, not a curated record
UGUUCAUGGCGAGCCAAAGUAUUGACGUGUCAGGUGACGACUAAGAGCGACGUCUUUAUCAGCGGGAAGCAUCAUACCACCUCCGAGUCGCCAAAAAGGCCCAAGCUGACGCGCAGUAUGAAGCGCUUCGCGUCUCAACUGUUGGGAAAUCGGGCUAAGCCCAAGCGGGUUCGACAUGACAUUCGUGACAAAUUUGAGCCUGAAAAAGGUGCAGCGCCGAAGCUGAGCCAAGUUCAGCAUUUUAUAGGGCACCUCAAGCGGCCUCGCCUGAAAGAGAGUGAUUUUGUGGAAGACAUUGAGAUUCUGGCUACUGGACUGAAGUGUCACGACGAAAUUGGCGGUAUCGACCCGUUCAUUUUUGGCUACAAAGUUGAAGGUGGAAAAUCGAGUUUUGGAUACGGUACGGACGAGCCCCCGCUUGUUGUUGGUGUGUCAACACCGUUUAUGCUGAAGACACUGAGCUAUGCGAACGAGCACAUUUUUCACAUCGAUGCUACGUACAAGCUGAACCAGUCUGGAUAUCCAACUAUUGUACUGCGGGUUUCGGAUCGGGCUCGCAGUUUUCACUCUGUUGCGAUUUUUAUCACCUCACAAGUUACUGGACCCAUUAUCCAUAAUGUUUUGGUGGAGAUCUUUGAUAUGUACCGCGUUUUGACUGGAGAACUGCCCGAGAUCCGGUUCUGCGUGGCCGAUGCCGACAAAGCACAGUACAAUGCUGUUCAGUCUGCCGUUGCUCUGAAGACCCGCAAUCCCGAAAACUUGGUAUUCCUCAUGUGUUUCUUUCAUGUUGUAAAAAACGUGGGAGAGCAUGUCUCGAAACUAUUCGGCAAGUCGAUUUCCCAGGUGUACCGGUACCUGUAUUUGAUGCAUUUCGCGCGGUCUGAAGAUGAAUUUGAAAGUUUUUCAAAGAAGGCUUUGAGUGUUUGGGGUGAUGACCCUGUACUCGCUAAGUUUGCGAAGUAUGUCAAGAAGCAGUGGCUGAAUUCGGUUUUUGCAAAUUGGGGCGUGUUCUGGACUCCGCCUGGUUACGCUACGACCUACAACCCAGUUGAGACUUUUAACAGGUCGAUAAAGCAGGUCUAUACCUUCUUUAGCUCGACUAAGCUUGUCGGACUUAUGGAUCGGCUCCAGAUGAUACCUAUAUGCCUCAACGCACCAGCAUCAUGUUUCUCAUGGAAGGCUUCGGACAAUAUCAUGAAGUUCUGUCAGCGAGAAGACCCUACACAUACUGUCGACGAAAGCGCUACCUGGAAGAAGUUGUGCCCGGCGUUGAAAACGAAAAACAAGAAUCUGAUGGAGAUCGAAGAUCAGCCGGUUGACGGCUGGAAGUUCGACCUGGAAACAAAGGUUUGCCCUUGCCGAUCGUGGAAUAAAUAUGGAGCUUGUGUGCACUCAGUUACCUGUUUGCGGCUAGCCAAACUUCCUAUCCCUGGGGUGCCGGAGCCGAAGCGAGUGUUUUUUCAACAGAAGGAAGCGUGUUGGUGGAAGACCCGCCACAGUAGGACCCGCGUUGUCGCUGGAGUAGCUUCCUAG